Erinaceus europaeus (western European hedgehog) is the source of this 3029-nucleotide messenger RNA. RefSeq names its product potassium channel tetramerization domain containing 18 (gene KCTD18). The record is from RefSeq and is a predicted model, not a curated record. Gene Ontology annotation, molecular function: protein binding. NCBI's taxonomy places the organism in Eukaryota, Metazoa, Chordata, Mammalia, Eulipotyphla, Erinaceidae. Gene Ontology annotation, biological process: protein homooligomerization. The coding region runs from base 217 to 1461 and encodes 414 amino acids. The transcript has 8 exons.
GGUGGGGCCGAGCCGGGCCGCACGGGGGCGCCGCUGGGGCCGUGCAGCUCCUGGAGUUGCCAAGCGGCCCGGGAGGCACUCACUUCCGCGUCGGGCCCAUAGCGUCGGGCGGCCGGGCCCAGGGCCUGGCGGGCCGCAGAGGUGAGCAGGACCACUGUUGUUUUCCAGCUCCUGAAAGUGCUUUCAGGGCAGGAAAUUCAGGUGUCAGUGGGAGCGAUGGAAGGUCACAAAGAAGAAGCCCUGCUAGAAAUUCUCCGCCUGAACGUGGGCGGCUGUGUUUAUACAGCCAGGCGCGAGUCCUUGUGUCGCUUUAAGGACUCCAUGCUGGCAUCCAUGUUCAGUGGCCGGUUCCCUCUAAAAACAGAUGAGUCAGGGGCCUGCGUUAUUGACCGUGAUGGACACCUAUUCAAAUACCUUUUGGAUUAUCUUCAUGGAGAAGUUCACAUUCCCACAGAUGAGCAAACUCGCCUUGCUCUGCAGGAAGAGGCUGAUUACUUUGGCAUUCCUUAUCCAUACAGCCUUUCUGACCACUUGGCCAAUGAAAUGGAGACAUACUCUUUAAGGCCCCAUAGGUCUGACUGGAAGCAUAGCUGUACAGGAGUGCAUCCCACCUACCUGAUUUGCAAUAAACCCACAGUGUGGGCUCUCCACUAUCUGAACACAUCUGGUGCAAGCUGUGAGAGUAGAAUUAUUGGUGUAUAUGCUACAAAAACCGAUGGGACAGAUGCUAUUGAGAAGCAGCUGGGCAGAAGAAUUCACAGUAAAAGCAUUUUUAAGAGGGAGGCAGGGAAUAACAUUCAGUACAUUUGGAGCUACUAUUCUGUAGCAGAGCUGAAGAAAAUGAUGGAUGCCUUUGAUGACUGGGAAGGGAAAGGUGUCAGCUACUGGCGGGUGCCUCAUGAGCUGAUAGAAUGCUGGACUCUGGAAGAGCAGCCAUUGCUGGGAAGCCUGCGGCACGUGGCCCCAGUUAGAAAGAGGAGACUGAUAGCAUUCAGUGAAGAGGAAGAAGAGAAUGUGAACUGUAAGCCUGGUCCAAAGCCCGUCAGGUUUUUGGGUCCUUCCACCAGCACCCAAAUUAAAGUCAGGAACUCAGCUUCAUUCAAAGUGUCACCAGCCAGUACCCUCCAGGCCGGGUCACAGGCAACAGCCAACCGGUCUCCAAGCUCCAAGGCAGCUCAGCGCCCUGCCCCAUCCAAAGUUCCGCCUAUGGUGGGUACAGGCAGUCCUGGGUCCUGUGGUACAGAAAACGGAACCAUACGCCCACCUCCAGCCAAGAUCCUCCUCUCAGACAAGAAGACCACUCCCCAUCGAGUGAUAAAACUGAAGCGGACUCCACUGUGUGCCUCUGGGCCCUCCCCACCCACCUGCACGGCCAUGAGGGCUGAAGCCCUGGAGCUGCCACCAGAAGGCCCUGGCAGCUUAGACCUGCAGACUGAAAAUGGGGAGGUCCAGACUGACUAGACAGAGGCUGCGGGUGUGUUGCUUGACUCCCACUGCUUCCAUCAAGUCUGAUGUGCUAACUGGGACCAUUCGUUGAUGUCAUAGAAGUGAAAACUCUUGCUGUGGUCUUUGUAGGAUAACUGGGGGAAGGAGUGGUGUGGUGUCAAGGCAGGAGGGAGGCUUUCAGGUGGCUGGGGUCAUAUUUCCUCACUUGUCUCACUUUUAAAUGUUAUCAAUGUGAAGUGUGGAUUCAGGCCUUGAGAAAAAUUUGAGUGACUAAUUGGUGUUACCACAGCCAAACAGUGCAGGGGCUAGGAGACGGCUCCCCUAGAUUGUCCCCCUCAUCAUGUGUGAAGACUUGGAUUUGAGUCUGAACUCCAUGAAGGGCACCAGAGGAGCUCCAUGUGUGGUAAAGCCAUGCUGUGGUGUCUCUCUGUGACUCUGUUUUGUUCUCUCUCUCACCCCCCCUUUCCUCCCCGUUCCCUUCUCUCUCUCUCUCCCUCUCUCUUUCUCAAAUGAAACAAAAUGGAAAAUUGGCCAAGAGAGGCCAUUCAGUGGUGCCACCUGCCCCUGUAUUUUCUCCUAGAGUAAAAUUUUCCCCAGAGAAGUCCACUCAGUCACUGAAAUAACAUACAGCUGCUUUCAGGCACCUUCACAUUGUUGUGGCCCAGGCAACAAUAAGGUUUGGGCUUAGCAGUUACUGUCUGGUGAAGCAGAGAGUGCUGCUCUAUGCUCUAGGAGAGCCACAGGAGGGCUGAGAGAGCUGAGAGAAAGGCAGAUCAAGGUGAACUCACUACACAUCACCCUAAGACAAUGUAAAGAAAAGUGAUGUGGAGGGAAAAAAGAGAGAUAGUAUUCUAUCACACAUGCAAUUUGGUUCACUUCAACUGUUGUCCUUCCUAGAUUGGCUGCUUUUUUUUUUUAAUUUAAAUGCCUUUUCCUGUUUGUUGGUUUAUUUAUACAUUGCAAAAAGAUUUCUUGGGAUAUGGACUACAUAACAUUAUAUUGAGUUGUCCAGAUAUUUUAUUUUAAUUUGAACCGUGAUUUUUUUUUUAGAGCAUGUUCAGCUGUGUUUUAGUGGUGCUGGGGACUGAACCUGAGAUGUUGGAGCCUCAGGUACUAAACUCUUCUUUGCACAACUAAUAUGCUAUCUUCUUGGCCCUUUCAAGUGAAAUCUUGAAAUUUUUGAAAGUACUUUACAAAAGAGAAGUGAAAAGUUUAACUUUUUAACCAAAGCUACUAUUUGGUUUUAUAGAACUGACCAUUGAAGUGUCAUUUCUGAUUACAUAAUAUGGUUUUUUUUAAUGCAUAAAAUUCUACACAAAUUGAAUUUAGUAUUUUUCAAUAGUAUUUUGAUUAAUCUUCUAUUUUCACAGUUGUUCAGUCGUGGCUGUUUUCUCUUACAUGCUGUGUUUUAUAAUUGGGUAACAUAUUUCUGUCAUCAGUGAGCAGUAUACUUUCAUUGUGUUAAAGUCAGUUCAUAAAGCGGGGGUACUUUUUACUCAGUGCUUACUAUUCUAUUUGCAUUACCUAAGUAUAUGCUCAAAGUACUAUGUUUUGCAAAAUAAAGUAAUUUUUUUCUAUUAAAA